GCAAAAGAGAAAGCCCGCAGAAAGGAGGAGGGGGAGCAAAAAAAAAAAGGGGAGGCGACACCUUUGUUUCUCAGCUUUGGUUUGUAAACAAGAGGAAGUCUAGACUUCCAGCUGGAGCUUCUUCUGGGGGGCCCCGCAGGUCUCUCGCCGGGGCGCCUGUCCUACCUAGAAGCUGGACCAGCACCUUCGGUCUGUACCUAGCCUGGGUUACAGGAAAACGCAGAGGACACAGCAGAGGAAUAAACGCUCCUGCGUUUCUCGUCUAUCAGGAUUUUGAGGGAACUCCUCACACCAUCACCUCGAGGAACUGUCUUGUUCUUUACAACUCUCCUGCAGCUUCUCCUCUUGUGUGACCCCACCACAAUGGUGAGGCUGUCCAAACCCAAAACCUUCCAAGCUUAUCUGGACAACUGUCACCGACGCUACAGCUGUGUGCAUUGCCGGGCACACCUGGCCAAUCACGACGAUCUCAUCUCCAAGUCUUUUCAAGGAAGCCAAGGUCGGGCAUAUUUAUUCAACUCUGUAGUGAAUGUUGGAUGUGGCCCAGCUGAAGAGCGUGUGCUGCUGACCGGCCUGCAUGCUGUGGCUGAUAUAUACUGUGAGAACUGCAAGACCACACUUGGAUGGAAAUAUGAACAAGCCUUCGAGACCAGUCAGAAGUACAAGGAGGGGAAAUACAUAAUUGAACUCAACCACAUGAUCAAGGAUAAUGGCUGGGAUUGAAAUACGCAGUCACCAAAAUAAUCCCCCUAUCAUUGGUCAACUGUGUGCAAGGGUGGAGCAUAAGAAAUGAAGUGACAAUUUCCCCAGAACCUGCCUCUGACUUCCCAACCAGUGGGCUGGCAUCCAGAUCAUCUCCGGAGGCUGCGUCUGAGUUGGGAAGGAGAAGGCAGAGCUUCUGCCAAGAGACCAUACCCAUGGUUCUGAUGUGUCACCACCGCCAUGUGGCAUAAGGAGGCAGUGCCUAAGGAGGCACCGAGGCCAGGGGCAGGGUGCAAGCAGGGUUGAGGGAUGGGGGAGAGUAUUGGGUUUGUUGUACAGAGGGAGCCUGUAUUAAAAAGAUAAAGGGGGCAAAUGUACAGUGGAAUGGGAAG
Pogona vitticeps (central bearded dragon) is the source of this 1094-nucleotide messenger RNA. RefSeq names its product yippee like 3 (gene YPEL3). NCBI's taxonomy places the organism in Eukaryota, Metazoa, Chordata, Lepidosauria, Squamata, Agamidae. The record is from RefSeq and is a predicted model, not a curated record.